Molecule: messenger RNA, 1740 nt
Organism: Penicillium griseofulvum
Lineage: Eukaryota; Fungi; Ascomycota; Eurotiomycetes; Eurotiales; Aspergillaceae
Product: TPR domain protein
Exons: 1
Coding region: 1-1740 (579 amino acids)
Cellular component (GO): intracellular anatomical structure
Molecular function (GO): protein binding
Source: RefSeq, a predicted model, not a curated record
AUGUCGGCCUUCAAAUUUGAUGUCCUUCCUUCACCAAUCCCGUCAGCUGAACCAUACUUCGAUUUGGGCACCCACAGCUUUCCAAUCAGUACAAAAAGCCGAGAUGCUCAGAUAUGGUUUGGCCGUGGCCUUAUCUGGUCGUACGCAUUCAACCAUGAGGAGAGCUUUCACUGUUUCAAGCAAGCUCUUGCCCACGACCCUACCUGCGCAAUGGCUUACUGGGGACUCAGCUAUGCGGCCGGGCCUAAUUACAACAAGACUUGGCAGCUUUUCGAUCCUGCAGAUCUCAAAAAUAGCUUCAAACUCUGCUAUUACACAUCGAGGAAAGCCGAGAAGCUAGCCGACCAAGAGAAUAUCAAGCCGGUGGAGCGCGCGUUGAUCAAAGCAAUCCAAGCCCGCUUCCCCUUCAAUAAGCCGGCUUCUGACGUUUCAGCUCUUGAUAAGUCCUAUGCAGCCGCCAUGGAAGACGUUUUCCAACAUCACCAGGAAUCGCAUACUAUGGACGUCACGACUUUAUACGUUGAUGCCUUAAUGCAUACCGCUCUUCGAAGAAUGUAUGCAGUCAAAACUGGCGCUCCUAUUGAGUCGUCUCCUGUCCACAAAAUCCGGGCAAUAUUUGAUUCAGCCCUCGCGAACCGGGAAUCAGAUACACAUCCUGGCAUUCUUCAUCUCUGGAUCCAUUUUAUGGAAAUGUCUAAUGUACCUGGAAUCACGCUUGCCGGUGCUGAUAAACUGCGCCAUCUUGUUCCCGACGCUGGGCAUAUUCACCAUAUGCCAACUCACAUCGACAUCCUAGUCGGUGACUACCGGCGCUCUGUUGAUUCUAACACCGCCGCUGUCAAUGCAGAUGAGAAGUAUUUGGCAAAGAAAGGGGCAAAGAAUUUCUACAGUUUCUAUCGGUUCCAUAACUACCACUCUCUCAUCUAUGCUGCAAUGCUGUGUGGGCAGCGCAGGAUUGCUCUCGAAGCCACCGAUCGGAUGGAAGCAUCCAUCACCGAUGAACUUUUGCAAGUAGAAUCUCCGCCACUAGCAGAUUGGAUGGAAUUUUUCAAGGCUGUCAGAGUCCACGUUUAUAUUCGCUUCGGAAUGUGGGAAGAGAUCAAAAAUCUCCCACUACCUGAAGAUCAAGCCUUAUACUGUGUUACCACUACUAUGAUUCAUUAUGGUAAAGGUAUCGCCUUAGCUGCUAUAGGGGACCUUGAAAACGCAUAUAAGGAGCGAGAGCUAUAUCACGUGGCCGCAAAGACAAUUCCGCCCACUCGCAAGGACUACCCGAACUUGAUUUCCGACGUCCUAAAGGUUUCAGAUGCUAUGUUGGACGGUGAAAUCCAGUACCGCCAGGGUAAAUAUGAACAAGCCUUUGAGAGCUUACGGAAGGCGAUUCACUUCGAUGACUCUCUCAGAUAUACCGAGCCCUGGGGUUGGAUGGUUCCUACGCGACAUGCCUAUGCUGCUUUGAUGUUGGAACAAGGACAUGUGGAAGAGGCUGCUCAGGCGUACGCCGAGGAUCUCGGAUUCGACGACUCUCUUACUCGCGCGCAUCAGCAUCCCAACAACGUUUGGGCAUUGCAUGGGUAUCACGAAUGCCUUGUACGUCUGGGCCGUGAGCCCGAGGCUCAUAUUAUCAAGCAGGCACUUGAUCUUGCCGUUAAGGUGGCUGAUGUCCCAAUCCGAACUUCUUGUUUCUGUCGCCUUGAGGCCCUCGAAUCCGAGGACCUGGAAAAGCCUUGCUGUAAAUAA